UCUGUCUAUCCAUUGCUUGUUUUUUCCAGCGAUCGUUACCAUCAUUUCAUACAAAAUAAAGGCAAGGAAUUUCCGUUCAUUAUCAUAUGCUCGAUUGUGGAUUAUGCAUUUGAGUAGGGAGUGUGAAUUUCUUCAGCGGAUACUGUGAACGCGAGUGCUCCUUGUGUAUAUAGUAAACAUAAAAAGCUUUCCUGCUGUUUGGCUUUAGGCCAAGCUUACAAGGGCUACUAGCGCUUCGGGUGUUGUUUGGCCUUGUAUAUUCCAUUCUCUUACACAAGUGGACACAAUUACGUGCAAAAAUGCCGGACGUAAGCGAGGCGAGCACGAUCCUGCAUCCCGGCCCUCAGUGGUUGUAACGCCCCUGCAGAAGCCAUCCUCCCAUCUGUCGAGACACUGAUUCCGAUCCCCAAUGUGAAUCCCUCGUCGCCAGCAAGCCAACCUUUUUUCAUACUCUUCACUUUUUCGCUUCGUGCACUCGAUCCUCCACACACCUCUCGCACGCAGAGCCAUGUCUUCGCCCCUGCUGCACGGAAUACGCCGCUCCGCAUUAGCCGGAUGCUGCCUCGUCUUCGGAAUUAUCCUUCUCAUGCCAACGUCCAGCUUAACCGCCUGGCAGGACGAGUACAGACCGAGAGUCCGCUCCAACCUUCCUCCGGGCGAACGUGUGCAACGCUUCAUAGGCAACCAGACGCACAGCGACCACUUCAAACUGCUGGAAAAAGACGGCGACCACCUGCUCGUGGGAGCUAGGAAUAUUGUGUAUAACUUGAGUCUUGAUACACUACAAGAAAGGAAAAGAUUGGAGUGGUAUUCUAGUGAUGAUGACAUCAAUAUGUGUAAAAUGAAAGGAAAAUCUGAGGAGGAAUGCCAAAAUUAUAUUAGAGUUUUAGCUAGGAAGUCAGAAGAUACCCUUCUUGUUUGUGGUACAAAUGCCUUUAAACCAAUCUGUCGGCAUUACCUACAGGAUGCCGAUUACACUAUUGUAAAAGAAGCAUCAGGAGAAGGUCUUUGUCCUUAUGAUCCCAACCAUAACAGCACAGCUAUAUUUGCAGGACCAUUAAAAGACAGAAAAGAUGGAGAUCUAUAUGUAGCAACUGUAGCUCAGUUUACUGGAGCUGAUCCACUCAUUUAUCGAGAGCCUUUGCGAACAGAACAGUUUAAUUGGAAGCAUCUGAAUGCUCCAAAUUUUGUUAGCUCUGUGCACCAUGGAGAAUUUGUAUAUUUCUUUUUCCGUGAAACUGCAGUGGAAUACAUUAAUUGUGGCAAGGCUGUCUACUCAAGGGUUGCCAGAGUUUGUACUAAUGACAAAGGUGGCCCUCAUAAAUUCCGAAAUCGAUGGACAUCUUUCUUGAAAGCAAGAUUAAAUUGCUCCAUACCUGGAGAGUUUCCAUUUUACUUUAAUGAAAUUCAAUCUACAACCAACGUGGUGACUGGAAAAUAUGGUGCUAAAGAGGCUCAGUUGAUAUAUGCAGUUUUUACCACACCUCCGAAUAGUAUCAGUGGCUCAGCAGUAUGUGCCUUCAGCUUAGAAGAUAUAUUCCAUGCAUUCAAUGGUCCUUUUAAGGGACAAGAUGAUAUUAAUGCAAAUUGGCUUCCUGUAGCAAGUACGAAAGUACCAGAACCACGUCCUGGGCAGUGUGUCAAUGAUUCUCGAACAUUGCCAGAAGUGACGGUGAACUUCAUUGAAAGCAACAGUCUUAUGGACAGAGCGGUGCCUUCUUUCUGGAAUCAUCCAGUUGUGUUGCACACUGUCUUUCAAUAUCGUUUCACUCAUAUAACUGUUGAUCCUCAAAUAGAAACAGCUGAUGAAAAGCACUAUGAUGUAUUGUAUGUUGGAACUGAUAAUGGAAAGGUUCUCAAAUGCAUCAAUGCAGGCAGUGAAUCCAAAACAGGAAAAGUGAUACCUGUAGUUAUUGAAGAAUUCCAAGUAUUCCAGCAGUUGCCCAUUACAAAUCUUAUGGUAUACCACACCCCAUCAGAUGCAAAACUUGUUGUUGUUUCACGGGAAGAAAUUAAAACCAUACCACUAUAUAACUGUGAUCAUUAUGCCAAAACUUGCCGGGAAUGUGUUGCAUUGCAAGACCCAUAUUGUGCCUGGGAUAAAUCUCGAGGUGUCUGCACCAGUUCACGACAGAGGUUGUGGAAACGAGAUGGUUUCGUGCAAAAUGUUGAAGAAGGGAUUGAUUCAAGAUGUCGUGAAGGAGGGCGUUCUCCUAACGGUGGUACAACUCCACAACGUUCACCUCACCAUUCGGCAAGCCGUCAUGAUACUGCAAGCAAUGGAUCACCACCUGCUUCCUCUUCCACCACAGAAACAGAAGACGAACUCAGUGAAGGUGGCACGGCAGGAGCCUCCAGAGGUCACCAGUACAUGUACACCGCAGAAACGCUUGCCAUUGCUGUGACAACCAGUAUCGUGUCAUCAUUGGUGGUUGGCUUCAUCAGUGGCUACAUCUUCAGCCGCCGCUGCAAGUCUGAAGAGGUGGACUCACCUUAUGAUGAUUCUCACUAUUUGGAACAACGAGGCAGCUGUGACACACCCCACCUCAACCACACAGAAGGUUUUUUGUCACCUACCACCAACAAACCCAUCAACCUCGUCCUCAAUGUACCUCCAAAAAACGGGAAUGGCAAGAGUGCUAACAGCUCGGCCGAUAACAGACCUGUUCAGAAAGUGAAAAAGAUUUAUUUAUAGUCUCUCUGUGCUCUCUCGAAAUAAAAAUAAACGGAAUCUAUUUCAUCACUUCGAUCGUCCAACAUUCCAUAUUCAUGCUGGUGUUUGCUAGUUUGUUAGCUGUUCUGUCUCAUCGAAAGCAAUGAUUCAGUUGUGCAUGCAGUAUGGAGGUAGUUGUGUGCUGUGUUUGGCCCAACAGCAUAUUGUGUACCACUCCAAUAGUUGACUCCAGUGGUUCAUGUUGUUUUUCUUAGUUUAAGGAUUCCUACUUGGGCUGACAUUUUGUUCCGAGGUUCCUUCUCACCACACAACUCUAGCUGUAGUCUUUAAAUAAUGCAGCGCCCAAUUGAGGAACUGUACUUCGAUUCAGAAUAAUGCACGAAGGUGGAGAUUCGAAGCAGAGCUUCAAAGCAAUGUCAUCAAGUGCGUCUCUCAUCGGAGCAGAACCGUUUUCAUCGGACUCUUGAUUCCACUCUUUCAAUAUGUACUGUGGGGCUUAUUUAAAUGCUCAUCUUUUACAUUGUGUGACAAAUAUCAAAAAUUGGAUUUUUACAGUAUUAAUUUAAGUUAUGAAUGCAUUUUUGAAGAGUCAGAAGAAGAUAUAAGUGCACACAUGUGAAGGCAUUAAACUGAAAAUUUAUUAACUUUUGCCACCUUGUGCCACUCAUUGAUGCUGUUAAUAUCUGCACCUGUUAAAGUUUCCAGUGUGCUUAUUUUAUUUAUAAAUUGUACAUAGGAGCACUCUGUCAUAUUUGUUUUAAACUUUACUUUGAUUACACCUUGUACAUUUGUGUUUAGAUCAUUUUUUAUGUGAAAUGUUUAUGUGUUUUUGAUUGCAAACUGAGCUUUUUAUUUUGUGACUACAAAAAUAGGCUAUUUCAGUAUUGUAAAAUCUUAAGUUCAGUUGCACAUUUGGUUUUAGUAAAUAAUUUUAAUUGAAAGCACGUUUAAAAAUUGCACUGUCUGCCGUGACACUAUGAUCUGCUGUGGCCUUAGAUUUUAUCAUACUGUUAUAAAGAAUAGUUUUAAGAGUUAAUAUUUCAAGAUCACUGGUUAUGUAAUUUAGAGUGGUAAAAUUCUUCCACAGAACUGAUAUUUAUAGCUAAAAUUGUGCAUGUUUCUCUAGAGUACAGAGAAAGUGCCAUUUUUUUGUAUUUUUCAUAAUUGCCCUUUGUGUUUAAUUGAACAUUGUAUGUUACACAUACCUCAGUGCUUCUACGACAUGAUCUCAAAAGAGUGACUAACCAAAGGACUUGGAGCAACAGAAUUAUAAUUUUAUUGUUGAAAAAAAUUGAAACUUGUACAGACAGACAUUUGAAAAUCUGCUUUCUUUGUGCAUGCGAUGUUUCAACCAUCGAAUGCAAAUUGAUUAAUUAUAUAUACAUAUAUAUAUAUUAUACUCCUGUACAUAAUUGAAUAUCUUGUCUCAAUUAUUUGUAAUUUUUAAGGUGCCCAGUCAUAGAUUACUCUAUUCGAUCUUGCUCUCUAUCUCUCUUUAGAAUGUUUAGGUGACCCAUAACCCUCUCUAUACCAGAGUCCAUUGAGCCUAAACAUGUAAUUCACCAUGAACAUAACAAUAUCGUUUUGUGCGUUCAUCUGGACAUAUUUCUGAUGAUUCACUCAAGAAUUUAGGAAAUCUGAAAUUUCUUCAAUAAAAGAGUGAAAAGUAAAGAUGCAAAUCUGUUUUUUCUAGAGUAACUAAAAAUUUGACUUGUAGUUUUCAGAAAUUGCAAACCAAAAUCGCUUUGUGAAUGCUCCCAUUAAAAAAAAUAAAAAUAAAAAAUAUCAAACUGACAUCAGUCCAUAUGUAAUCAAUGUCUGUCUAACCCAAACGCGCAUGUUAACUCUUUGUACUUCAGCAUACUCUAAUUUAUGGGCAUAAAGAGCAGUAAUGCCAAACUAUUCCUUAUCGAACUUGUGGAUAUUUUGUAGAUGAAAUUCAUUAUUCUUAGUCCAAAUAAGUUUUUUUCGAAUCUCAGGUUGAAUAUAAUUUAUUUUGCCUGUAUAUACUUUUUCAUUGCUACCAAUUGAUGCAUAUAUUUGUAUUGUGUUUUAUUUUUAGCAGGGUCAGAAUUGGAUCAAGAAGUUUGCAAAAUUUUAUCUCAAGAAUUUUCUAUAUCAGUAGUUGGCUGCCUUAUUCCCAUUUCAAUACUGUAUAUAAAAUUAUGAAUGCAUUACUGAUGAUCCUGCACUUCUUUUACCUUUUUUUUUUAUUUAUUAUGGUUAUGUUAAAUGUAUUGUAUAAAAAAGGGGAUUGUUUUUUAUUGCAUUUGCAAAACAAAUAGCAACAUUAAUGUUUUUUUCCACAGGGCAUUUAUUUUUAUUGAAUGAAAAAUAUUUUUGUAGACUUGUUAUUCUGUGACUUCUCUUUGUAAAAUACAACAUUUCUGUACAUGUGUGCAAGGACUGCACUGUGUUUCAGGUUGUUGUUAUUGAAUUAUAAAGCUAUUUACUGUUGAAUUUUUUCAACCAAUUGUUUUGACUGCAUUUCAACAUGGAAGAAUCUAUCUUUUUAACAGAAUCGAUUAUUAAUAAGUAUUCAGUUAUUUUCUUAAAUCUCAGAAACAAUGUAUGUCUAUUCAACAUAAAUGCAUUAGACAGUUUUUGAGUUUAAAAUUCCUAAUGAACAAAGCUCUUGAAAAUCUCUUAUUUAGUGGAAUCAGAAACAUAGAAUUUGCUGAAGUUAAAGAUUAGCGAGUAUGACUAUGCAUUAAUACUCUCAUAAAUGUUAUGUGAAAUAAUUUUUUUUUAUAAAUUUAGAUUAAAUAUUUCAGUUUAAAAAAAAAGAUUUGUAAUAGAACAUAACUUUCUGUUGAUUUCUAAUAAAACUAAGAGAAAAAUAUGAAAUGAUUUACACAUUCCACUAGAUAAGAGGAGAGAGAAAAUUCACCACCAUAAUUUACACUUUUUUUUUUUUUUUUUUUGUCUCAAUAGUCACUUUAUAUUUCAGUCAUCCACUUUAAUGAUGGUAAGUAAAGUCAUUAGUUUUAAGAGCUAAGAAAAAUAUUUUUUUUAUAGGCUUCUAUUGUUUACUAUCCUGAAAUCUUUUUCAUUCAAUAAAUUGUGAAUGCUUUUGGAAGUUGAUGAAUCUCUGUUAGCUAUGUUUUAAAAAUUCACAGAGUUCUGUCCGUUGUUUGCUAAUUUUUGUAAUUGUUCAAUUCUUUAUUUUUGUAUGACUUUCAAUCAGAUGAACUCUUUUGAAAUAUUCGAUUUCUUUUGAAAUUGUGAUAUUUUAAUUCAUUUCAAUUAUAUAAAUUUAUAACUUUGAACAAAUUGUAUCUUUUAAUGCAAUGUUUAUGUAUACAAGUUUUUAUUAUUAUUAUUAUUAUUAUUAUUUUGAAAUUGAUUGAUUGAAAAUAUUCAGAAUCAUGAAAUUUUUUGAUCUUCUGAUGCUAUGCAAAGCAAUGCUUGUUUCUUUUCAUGUGCAAAUUGUUUCUGUGAAACGUGAUGCUUCCAUUCAAUUGAAAAAAUUCUGUUGUGUUGCAGUGGAAAAUAUAAGAAGCAAAGAGAGCCCAUUGUACAAAAGUGUAUAGUGUGCGCAUACUGUGCGAUGAGUCAGUAGGUCUUGAUUCCCAACCUGACCACUCUCUUCCUUCAUUGUGAGAGGAGGAGGCUUAAUACUCUAUGGGAACUAUAUUAAAAUAGACUUUGGAAAAACA
Molecule: messenger RNA, 6333 nt
Organism: Argiope bruennichi
Lineage: Eukaryota; Metazoa; Arthropoda; Arachnida; Araneae; Araneidae
Product: semaphorin-1A-like
Exons: 20
Coding region: 509-2695 (728 amino acids)
Biological process (GO): neural crest cell migration; positive regulation of cell migration; axon guidance
Molecular function (GO): chemorepellent activity; semaphorin receptor binding
Source: RefSeq, a predicted model, not a curated record